This is a messenger RNA of Closterium sp. NIES-65, 5676 nucleotides long. The record is from the annotation of a GenBank genome assembly. Lineage: Eukaryota; Viridiplantae; Streptophyta; Zygnematophyceae; Desmidiales; Closteriaceae.
AUGAAACCUCUUAGCUUAGUACCAGAACGGCUCGACGAGUCAGAUCCAUCAGCGACGCCUACUCCGCCGCCAGAGCUUAACGACGAUCAUUCCGUGGCGGUUUGGGGUCUGCAGAUUGCCGGACAUAUCCGGCAGCUUCGGAACGCGGCUCGAGGCCUGAUGCCGAAGCUGUACAGGCUGUCGAGGCUCGUUGACCUGGGUCCUCAGGACUCUCCCAAACCGCAGGACCAGGUUUGGAAAUCUGGAAUCGUGCCGGAGUUUCCGAAGCUGUGCACGCACCUGUGGAGGAAGUUUCCGGAACACCCACGGAACCUGCAGCUUGAUAAGGUGGACCGAACUGCUCUCGAGGUGUUUGCCAGCUUCGGCUCGCAUUUCCAAGCCUCUCUGCAGCCCUGGUACGAGGUGCUGGUGGACCUGGCUCUAUUCAGGGAACACGCCCUUGUUCUGCUCAACGAUCUUGCCACCAGCAUUGUCACACUCUCUCCCAUGGUGAACCCUCUCGUGCUUCGCUCAUUCAUGGGCCUCUUCUCAGACUUCGUGCGAGUUAAUCUCCUCUCGUUGAGGGCAGGGAAGAAGAUGAUAGUGCAGGUGCAUGCACUGACAGUGCACUAUACCACCAACGGUCAAGUGCCAGAGUGCUACGACAGAGUGCUGCAGUACGUGCAGGCAUACGACACCCCCAUGCUGGGCCUAGAGGAGGAUCUCAUGACUGUUGCUCCCCGAAUCUCCAAGGCUGUGGACACCGUUGCUCCUAUCAUUCUCGCAUGGGAAGACACUCAGAAGCUUCGCACAGACAUCUUUGUGAAGCCGUUCGCGUCGUGGCCCGACGUGGCAUCCACCCCUCCGCCCUGGGAUCUUAUGUGCGAGGAGCUGGUGAGCAUGGAGGCAUACAGCGAGUGGGCGACCUUCGCCCUGCUCACAUGCCCCGUGGAGAUUGUAAAAGGCACGCGUGACGCUGCUGCUCUUAUCCAGGCUCUCCUCCACACGAGGGCCAUCGUGCCUCUGUUCAGGGAUGAGGUGCUGUGUGUGCAUGCAGAGGUGCAGCAGUGGGCGGUGGGGCGCAUGGGGGAGGGGAAGAAGGCGGCCAAGGCAGCAGCAAGGCACAGAGCGCAGGGAGCAGAGGAUGAGUAUCAGCGAUUGAGGGAGUGCUGUAGACUGCUGGGAGAUCUGGUAGGCUCUACCGGCAUGCAUGCCUGUCUGCAGCGAAUGGCAGAUUCGCACAGGAGGAGGCGCUUUCUGCUGGGCCACGAGGGCAGGCGCCUGCUGCUGAGGCUGGCGGAUGAGCCGUCACUGCUGCCGGCCAUGCUGCAGCUGGUUUUGGCGGUGCUGGCCCUGCUGCGAGCUGAGGUGCACUGGGCUAUACUGCACACCUCCUGCCUCGCCCAGUCCGCCCCUGUCACGGUAAACCAGAAACUAUUUUGCACUUUCUGGCGGUCUCUGCCACUCUCUCCUGCUGUCAUCUCGUCCGGCUGCUCUCUCCUGCUAUCGCCCUGCUGCGAGCUGAGUCGACUCAAAAGCAAUCCAGGGGUUCUCUUUCUCUCUGCUCUGCGCUGCCCUCUUCUUUUGAGUCGACUCAAAAGCAAUCCAGGGGUUCUCUUUCUCUCUGCUCUGCGCUGCCCUCUUCUUUUGAGUCGACUCAAAAGCAAUCCAGGGGUUCUCUUUCUCUCUGCUCUGCGCUGCCCUCUUCUUUUGAGUCGACUCAAAAGCAAUCCAGGGGUUCUCUUUCUCUCUGCUCUGCGCUGCCCUCUUCUUUUGAGUCGACUCAAAAGCAAUCCAGGGGUUCUCUUUCUCUCUGCUCUGCGCUGCCCUCUUGAGGCACCUAAAGAACGCCUCUCUCGCUCUCUCUUUGCUGCUGAAGUUGGCGGAGCAGAGGCGGACUCAGUGGCAGUGCUGAUCGACACCAUGUUCCGCCUCGUGUCCCUCAUCCAGACCCACAUGCUCGCCAUCCAGGCGCAUGCAUCGUGGCAGGUGCAGUGGGGAGCGAGGCGGGUGAGAGAGCUGAUCGCGCUGCCAGCUGUGCGCCAGCUGGCGAUGAGCGCCCAGCUGGAGGCCUUCUUCUGUGACACGUCAGCGUCCUUGCUGGCAGCCGCCCGGUUCCUCUGCGAUGCUGACGUGGCAUGUGCUGGCGGUGGUGGCAGUGGGGGAGGGAGCAGCAUGGAGUAUGAAGAACGGAUGCAGAUGGUAAGGACUGAAGUAAGGGUUAGGAGUGGAGAGCUCUUUGGGGCAUCUCGAAACACGCUCUGGCAUGCGAUGCGACCAGGUGGCAUGCGAUGCGACCAGGUGGCAUGCGAUGCGACCAGGUGGCAUGCGAUGCGACCAGGUGGCAUGCGAUGCGACCAGGUGGCAUGCGAUGCGACCAGGUGGCAUGCGAUGCGACCAGGUGGCAUGCGAUGCGACCAGGUGGCAUGCGAUGCGACCAGGUGGCAUGCGAUGCGACCAGGUGGCAUGCGAUGCGACCAGGUGGCAUGCGAUGCGACCAGGUGGCAUGCGAUGGGACCAGGUGGCAUGCGAUGCGACCAGGUGGCAUGCGAUGCGACCAGGUGGCAUGCGAUGCGACCAGGUGGCAUGCGAUGCGACCAGGUGGCAUGCGAUGCGACCAGGUGGCAUGCGAUGCGACCAGGUGGCAUGCGAUGCGACCAGGUGGCAUGCGAUGCGACCAGGUGGCAUGCGAUGCGACCAGGUGGCAUGCGAUGCGACCAGGUGGCAUGCGAUGCGACCAGGUGGCAUGCGAUGCGACCAGGUGGCAUGCGAUGCGACCAGGUGGCAUGCGAUGCGACCAGGUGGCAUGCGAUGCGACCAGGUGGCAUGCGAUGCGACCAGGUGGCAUGCGAUGCGACCAGGUGGCAUGCGAUGCAACCAGGUGGCAUGCGAUGCAACCAGGUGGCAUGGCACAGCAUCAGAAGUGAGUGGGUGCAGCUGCACCCGCUGUUCUUCCCUUUCCUGCCCAACCAACUCCUGGGUGCUCUACCCGCUCCCCACCCCACUUCCUCUCUCUCCCAGCACGCCCUCGCCUCCGACCAGCUGGCAUGGCACAGCAUGAGGAGCGAGUGGAUGCAGCUGCAGCUGCUGCUCUCGUCGCCCUUCACGACGGUGUCAGCGAGAGUGCUGCAUCUGGUGUCGGGGGGGGAUGAUGGCCCAACCAGCAUCGUCACAGAGUGCAACCGCCUCUAUGUGUGGUGCAGGUGCAUUGAUCAGCUGCCAGAGGUGGUGGAUGAGCAAGCCUCUUUGCACCUCAUGUGCUACUAUCGACCGCAGAUGACGCAGGUGUUUCGCCAGGUGCUUUUCUCCCCUCACGGCACGCCAUCGCACGCUGUAGGCUGGCUGAUGGUGGCUCAAGCCUUCCUGCACAACCUGCCACUCUCCCUGCCAGACGAGCGUCCCACACUCCUGCCAACAGCAGUGCAGUUUGCCGACUCGCUGCUCCAUGCCAUCACGGGGGGAGUGGACUCGCUUUUCUCUGCACUACAGUCGGACCAGGGGCUGACCGGGCUACACAUUAAGACGCUACCAGCAGCAGCAGCUGUCCUACUGGCAACCACCACUCAAGGCACCGUCGCUGGCCACCAGGCAAACACGCAUCCCUCAGCGGAUCAGCAGCACCAGCUGCUGCUGCAGCUGCUCCCAGGGAGUGAAAGCCAGCCGCACAACCGAGCACACAUUGCCGGCAUAAGCGCAUCACUGCACAAGCUAGUGGGGCUCAUAUCAGCCAUUGACGGCCUGCCACCUGUCCGAGUCGCCGACCAUGCGUUUGUGCCCAGAGAGUACCUGCGGGAGCGCCUCACCCGCCACCUGCACCACCGCCUGCGCUCCGCCAUUCUCCCCAACGGCCACCUGCAGCGCCCCUCCGCAUUUGAGUCCUGCACAACCUCUGACCUUUCCACUACCCCCUCCCUCUCCCCUUUCGCCUCCCUCUCCUCUUCCCCCUCCCUCUCCCCUACAACCCCAUCUUAUCAACAGUACCUGCGGGAGCGCCUCACCCGCCACCUGCACCACCGCCUGCGCUCCGCCAUUCUCCCCAACGGCCACCUGCAGCGCCCCUCCGCCUUCGAGUCCUCCCUCACUCGCUUCCUCCUCCUCCUCCUGCUCCUGCAGCAGCACUGCUCUCUCGACCUCUCUCGAACCAUCCGGGAGGUUCUUCUGGGGGAGGCCUUUCCUAGGAGGGACAGGGGGAAGGGGGAGGAGAUGGAGGAAGGGGAAAGGGCAGGGAGAGGAGAGGGGAGACAUGGGGAGGAGGUUUAUGAGGAGCAGGUUAUGGGGGGGUGCAGGGACUUGCACCCACUGUAUCGGCCUGAGUGGGAGAGAGAGAAGAUUGGGGGAAUGGGGAGGGGAGGUGGGGGAAGGGGGAAGACGGGAGAGGGAGGAGUAGGAGUGGGAGAGGGAGGAGCGUGGGAUGGAGACGGGGAGAAGAGAGGAGGGAUGGAGAGAGGAGGGGAGGAUAGUGGAGGGUUGGAGAGAAUAGGGGAAGAGAGAGGAUGGGAGGAGCGAGGAGGGGUGCAUGGCAAGGCAGUGUCGAGCUCACUAGAUGCUAGGCUGAGGAAGAGUGGCGGAUGGAAAGGACGAUGGUCCGUGGGUUCCAAACAAGGCAAAGGCACGAGCAUGGGGAUAGAUUUGGGAACAGGUAUGGGAACAGGUAUGGGAACAGGUAUGGGAACAGGUAUGGAGGAGAGUUGCAUAGAAGAGGAGGGUCUAGAAGCGAGAGGUGGUGGGAAUGGGGUGGUUGGAGGGCAAGGGGAAGCUUCUGGGCAAGUGCAGGAGGGAGGAAGAAAGGGUGGGUUAGGGUGGAGUGAAGAUGGGGUUGUUGGUGGUGAGAGCUUUGACGGGCCGAGUGCGGCUGUGAUUAUAGCGCGAUGGUACGUUGACAAUGUGGUGUGUGACUGUAAUGAGGCUGGGGUGCUGUUCUCCCCGUUUGACGCCACCUUUAGAAGCACAGCAUGGGGGGGACGUGUAGCAUCACCAUCAUUACCACCAGACGCAGCAGCAGAAGGAGGAGGAGGAAAAGCAGGAGAAGGGGUAGGAACCAGCAGCAGCAGUCCAGUCAAACUCGGAACAGGAAGUCUCCCACCUGGUCAUCUCACUCCCCCUGUGGCCUCCUUUCCUGCACUCGUCCCAGGAGCAGCAGCUGCAGCAGGCGCGUUCAGCCCCCUCCUGCCCUUCCCCAGCCCCAGUCCUUCCCUCGCUACUCCGCCCACUUCCUCCUCCAUCUUCUCCUCCUCCCCCUCCUCCUCUGCCUCCACAUUUCCAUCCUCCUCUGCUGCAUCCCCGUUCACUACGGCGUCCCCUCAGGCUGGUGUCUCUGUGGCUUCGAUCCCCGCCUCCUCCCCCAUCUCCCCAAUCCUCGCCUCACCCAAUUCAUUUCCCCCUGGUGCGGCGUCUGCUGCUGCAGGGGGGGGAAUAGGAGCAGAAGCAGGAGCAGGCGGAGCAGGGGGAGGAGGGGGAGCGGGUGGAUUUGUGGCUCGGCCAGUGAUUGCUGAGCUGGUGGCGGAUGGUGCUGAGCUGGCUGCGUUUGUGAGGCUGUUUGGAUUCUACGGGGCGGAUGAGCUGGCAGGGCGGGUGGUGCGCCCCGUGUUGCUGCGCCUGCUGAGUCGCCUGGAAGCCAUUCUGAGGGCCAACCGGGAUUCCCUAAUGAUGCUCGCAUCCAAGAUGCACCUCUCUCCUCCCUUGCAGGUGAGUUGUUGA